Metarhizium acridum CQMa 102 is the source of this 2718-nucleotide messenger RNA. RefSeq lists its product as uncharacterized. The record is from RefSeq and is a predicted model, not a curated record. Lineage: Eukaryota; Fungi; Ascomycota; Sordariomycetes; Hypocreales; Clavicipitaceae.
AUGAGUUUCCGAACUGCCGCUUUUCUCAUCAGCCUCCUCGGCCUUCAUGCCGGGCUGUCGGCUGCCGCUGGUGGCGCGGAGGGCGAUGCAGGCCGCAUGACGAUCGGCUUUAGGUCCGUGGGCCAGGAAGAGAAAGACCUCCUCACCAAGGCGGGCUCUCUCAUCCAGAGCCGUAACACAGCUGCCACCCACCUUGGACAGGGAGUCUACAUAGGCAAUAGCCCAAUAAAACGUGACGACGAAAGUCUCUUUAUCGUCACCGCUGACGAAGCCGCUUUCAAAGCCACGUCCAAGGUCUGGGUACCCAAGGAAUACUGGACUCUGCCAGUAAAGGAAAAUGACAUUCUAGGGGAGAGAGAGGCUGCAAUCUCCAGGGAUCAGCUAGAGCACUAUAUUGAGGAUCAAGGGCUUCACUCGACUCGUACCAUAAGGCUGUCUAAGAUAGAAGGGGCUGUGUCGGAUGACAUCCUGCAGUUGCUUAUUCCCAACGAGAUGAUUUCUCACGACCAAGACGGAGUUCCCAUCGAAACAGACGGCAAGCUAGAUACCAAGGUUGAAGAACUGACCGGCUCUAUGGCUUGGAACGUCGAUUAUGAUGAAUGGGAGGGAAUACAAGGCAGUAAGGAGUAUACGGAAGACACACUCCGCGCAAGGAUCGCCUCCCUACUCGAAAAGGCAACCAAAGCCGUCACCGAGGCUGAAAAGCUCCUCGAAUCGGAUUCUCCCGCUGCGGCGGAGGCAAUAUCAGAGGCUGUCGCCACUGCAAAGAGAUGCGCCGAAGGGGUUGGCCACUUUCACAGACAUCGCCCCGACUGGGUUGACUUUGACGAGUUCAACACGGUGUAUAAGCAAUAUUCUAAUGCCCGCAAAGCCGAGGCCAAACUCCGCAAGUUGAAGCUAACCAAGGCUGUGGAGGCGCAAAAGAGCAGACUAACCCAGGCGGCGGAAAAGGUAAACGACGACGCAACGCGGGCUUCUGGGAUUGCCGAGGCCGAGCAGGCCGCCGACGAGAGCAACAAACUGCUCAAAACGGCCGCGGAAGAGGUCGGGGGAGCUAAAAUAGCCCAUGAAAAGCUCGAAUCCGUCCGGAAACAGCUGAAUGGCGGAGAUCAAAAGGAAUUCAUAGAGCUCCUGGCAAAGAACCCCCGAGCUGUAUGGGCCACACUCCAGGAGUCCUUCACGAGCAUGAACGGAAAAGAGGCAGCAUCACUUGAUGCCGCUAUAAUAGAUGAGGCAGACAUCACCCAAGCAGAAUACUCCAUCUUUCAGGAGGGCGUCGACGAGGCCAAGGCCAUGGCUGCCGAGAUUGGGGAGAGUGUGAGAGCACUCCAACUAGUCGUUGGAAAUCCCAAAAUCCUCUGCCGGCGGGGCGACGUGAACUGCGUCCACGUCUCAUCAGAGGAGAAUGGCCCGACAGCUGAGAAGCCCGUCAAGGCUGAGCCGGCCGACGAGGGCGAGCUAAUUGCGAUAGCCCAGCAGAGAUCCAAAGAGAGCUUCGACAAUCUCCUGACGGAUUUCAACUAUAAAAGCGUGGUAAAGCAUGACCAGCUAUAUAAGGAGCUGAAUGAUCGACUACCAGAGUUUAAUACCGUGUCCCGGACUGAGAGAAUCGCUGGCUUAUCCGCCAAGCUUGGAGAGGGUGCGCUGGCUGUUGCCGGACUCGCACUCUACGGCAAAGCCGUGGCGGAUGUGUUCUCAAGCGACGCCAGCGUCUUGGACAAGGCCGCGGUAGUGACGUCCAUUUUGCCCGGCGUCGGCUGCGCCGUACAGCUUGCCGAUAGUGUGGAACACGGAAACGUUGACGUCGGCCAUACCGCCUUGUGCUUUACCGAAGAUGCCCUGCUGGUUUCUGGGUUCUGGGAAAUCGCGCUGGUAAUGCAGCUAACAGAGUCGCUUGUCAACUGGAUAGAGGCGGGAAACGAACAAGACAAGCUGUUCAAUACGGAAGUGCUUAGGAGCAAGGGGCUGGCCGGCUGGGAGGCAAACUUUGACAGGAUGCUCCAGUACAUUGGAUCGGAUGAGUUUGCUGCAAACACUACGACUCGAUUCUCGUCAUACCAGAUCCUCGUUUUAUACCAGGCGUCGCAGCUGACGGGCGACUUGCACGCUUCCCAUAAAGCCAUCUCAGGGAAAUCCAGUAACGAGACCGACGAGAUAGUGCCGCACAUUGAGCCCGAACUUCGACGCCAAGUCUGCGCGGCCAUGGCGCAAAGCAAGUAUCAGCUCCGGCAGAAUCUCGAGGCCGUAGCACUGCAUCAUGCGGCGAAAUUCUCAGAGGAGUAUAAAGACAAAUUUCUGAAGGACUACCGCGAAGCUGCCACCAAGGCUAUUCCCUUUCUUGGCAUACCAAUCUCCUUUGGGAGCGGAAAUCUCGACGAGGUUCUCGAGGACGUCAGAAGAUAUCCUCUGCCUUUGCACGAAGAAAGGAUUAAGAAAGCUAUUAAAGAGGUGGUUGAGCGGCUGGACACUCCGGCACCCUGCAAGUGUCUGCAGGGCAGCAAACAGCGCCCCUGCGAGUUCGCAGACUGCAACACCCCAAAACCCCCUCGAGGAAGAUUGGAUGCGGCAGGGAGAACUUACGUGACUAACGUGCAGUCUAUUGAGCAUGGCAAGAGGAUAGGCCUAUGGGACGAUUGCUUGGCCCUCUUCACAACAUGCCCCUAUCCUGGCUCGACAGGCGAGAUUGGUAGACAAAUAUGGUGUACGCCCAGGUCUUGA